Molecule: messenger RNA, 1413 nt
Organism: Fimicolochytrium jonesii
Lineage: Eukaryota; Fungi; Chytridiomycota; Chytridiomycetes; Spizellomycetales; Powellomycetaceae
Exons: 3
Coding region: 160-1329 (389 amino acids)
Molecular function (GO): hydrolase activity, acting on ester bonds
Source: RefSeq, a predicted model, not a curated record
AAACGAGUCUUGUAAAACAUUUCCAAAUGGCUCGAUGUGCAAGCUGGUGCUGAAUUUCAGCAGCAGAUCACGCAGGGCCGCGAGUUUGGCGCGUUUGUGGGUUAGGGUUCUGGGUUACGCGCUCACAUCAUCCGGUUUGAAUUUCGUUGCUUUUACACCAUGGCCGCUAAGCAAGCCCCUCGCUGGCAAGGAAGGUUUCCUAGUCGACGAGCCAACCCUGUACCCCGAGGUGUUCAAGGACAAGAAAGUCAUAUAUGCAGUCGACGGUUCCUAUUCACAAGAAAGUCGUCUCCCCUCCCCUUGUUUUCGGAGGCCACGAACUGUCAACUCCUCCUUCGGCUUUGUCAACGUUGCAGUCGUACACAACCCACGACGUCGAGAGGAAGUCCCAGAAUGAUGGACCAAAAGCCGCCAUCACCGACUGACUGCGAUCACGUCCCAUCCCUCAGCCCAGCAACCUACUCCGACUCGAUAGACGUACAUUGCCACCCAACCGACACCCCCGACUCGCUGAAUGUGAUACCCACCCUGCGAACGCAGCGGUUGCUAGUGAUGGGCACGCGCGAGGAGGACUGGCCGCUGGUGGCCGGAGCGGCGGAGAAGUGGCCAGAAAAAGUCAUACCGUGCUUUGGUCUACAUCCAUGGUUCGCACACCACUGCCCCGCACCGCCGUCGGCGAGCGAAGGCUCCACUCACCCGCCGUGGCUACAAACCCUCACCGUGCAGCUCGAAUCACACCCAACAGCACUAGUAGGCGAAAUAGGAAUCGACGGGAUCGCAAAGGACCGCACGACCGACGCGCGAUACCCAUUCGAGCACCAGCUGGUUAUUUUCAGAGCGCAGCUGCAGCUCGCGGCCCGGAUGCGGCGGAGCGUGAGCAUGCAUACCGUGCGGUGCCAUGGACAUCUGGUUGAUGUGCUUAGGGAGAUGCUCGCGAGUGGUGGUGGUGAUGGAGCGGAGGAUGACCCGCUCCCACCGCGGCUGAAACACCACUCGUACUCGGGCAGCACGGAAACGACCCGCGCGCUGCUCAGCCUCCGUAGCCCUCACCGCGGGCGCAAAAGGGCAUCACUGCCAACACCAGGGUCGCGGAUGUACUUCAGCUUCUCGGCGGGUGUGAACGGCCGGUCGCCCAAGGCGAUGGAGCGGAUCAGGGCCGUGCCGGACGACAGGGUGCUGCUGGAGAGCGACACGCAUGAUGCGCGGAUCGUGGAUGCGGCGAUGGAGGACGCUUGUAGGUUGGUGGCGGCCGCGAAGGGAUGGACGAUCGAGGAGACGGCGGAGACGACGGGGAGGAAUGCUAGGCGGUUUUUGGGCGAGGAAGGGUGACAGUUGUUUCCGAUAUAUAUCAUUCUGAAUGGCAUUUUUUGGAUUCUGAAAGCGAAAACGUAUAAAAUUCAUGCCUGUUUUGAU